This is a messenger RNA of Callithrix jacchus (white-tufted-ear marmoset), 2974 nucleotides long. It is a transcript of the gene BMP6, whose product is annotated as bone morphogenetic protein 6. Gene Ontology annotation, molecular function: growth factor activity; cytokine activity. NCBI's taxonomy places the organism in Eukaryota, Metazoa, Chordata, Mammalia, Primates, Cebidae. The record is from RefSeq and is a predicted model, not a curated record. Gene Ontology annotation, biological process: BMP signaling pathway. Gene Ontology annotation, cellular component: extracellular region.
GGGGCCGCGCUCCGGCCUCGCUCCGCCGCUCCACGCCUCGCGGGAUCCGCGGGGGCAGCCCGGCCGGGCGGGGAUGCCGGGACUGGGGCGGAGGGCGCAGUGGCUGUGCUGGUGGUGGGGACUGCUGUGCAGCUGCUGCGGGCCCCCCCCGCUGCGGCAGCCCCUGUCCACUGCCGCGGCCGCAGCCGCCGGGGGGCAGCUGCUGGGGGACGGCGGGAGCCCGGGACGCGCAGAGCAGCCGCCGCCGUCGCCGCAGUCGUCCUCCUCGGGCUUCCUCUACCGGCGGCUCAAGACGCACGAGAAGCGGGAGAUGCAGAAGGAGAUCCUGUCGGUGCUGGGGCUCCCGCAUCGGCCCCGGCCCCUGCACGGCCUCCAAGAGCCGCCGCCCCCGGCGCUGCCGCAGCAGCAGCAGCUGUCUCGCGGAGAGCCCCCUCCCGGGCAGCUGAAGUCCGCGCCCCUCUUCAUGCUGGAUCUGUACAACGCCCUGUCCGCCAACGACGACGAGGACGGGGCUUCGGAGGGGGAGAGGCAGCAACCCUGGCCCCAAGAAGGAGCCAGCUCAUCCCAGCCGCGGCAACCGCUCACGGGCGCCGCGCAUCCGCUCAACCGCAAGAGCCUUCUGGCUCCCGGACCUGGCAGCCGCGGCGUGUCCCCACUGACCAGCGCGCAGGACAGCGCCUUCCUCAACGACGCGGACAUGGUCAUGAGCUUUGUGAACCUGGUGGAGUACGACAAGGAGUUCUCCCCACGUCAGCGACACCACAAAGAGUUCAAGUUCAACUUAUCCCAGAUUCCUGAGGGUGAGGCGGUGACGGCUGCAGAAUUCCGCAUCUACAAGGACUGUGUUGUGGGGAGUUUUAAAAACCAAACUUUUCUUAUCAGCAUUUAUCAAGUCUUACAGGAGCAUCAGCACAGAGACUCUGACCUGUUUCUGUUGGACACCCGCGUCGUGUGGGCCUCAGAAGAAGGCUGGCUGGAAUUUGACAUCACGGCCACUAGCAAUCUGUGGGUUGUGACCCCGCAGCAUAACAUGGGGCUUCAACUGAGCGUGGUGACGCAAGAUGGAGUCCACAUCCACCCCCGGGCCGCUGGCCUGGUGGGCAGAGACGGUCCUUAUGACAAGCAGCCCUUCAUGGUGGCUUUCUUCAAAGUGAGUGAGGUCCACGUGCGCACCACCAGGUCAGCCUCCGGCAGGCGCCGACAACAGAGUCGUAAUCGCUCUACCCAGUCACAGGACGUGGCACGGGUCUCCAGUGCUUCAGAUUACAACAGCAGUGAAUUAAAAACAGCCUGCAGGAAGCAUGAGCUAUAUGUGAGCUUCCAAGACCUGGGAUGGCAGGACUGGAUCAUUGCACCCAAGGGCUACGCUGCCAAUUACUGUGAUGGAGAAUGCUCCUUCCCACUGAACGCACACAUGAACGCAACCAACCACGCGAUCGUGCAGACCUUGGUUCACCUUAUGAACCCUGAGUAUGUCCCCAAACCGUGCUGUGCGCCUACUAAACUAAAUGCCAUCUCGGUUCUUUACUUUGAUGACAACUCCAAUGUCAUUCUGAAAAAAUACAGGAAUAUGGUUGUAAGAGCUUGUGGAUGCCACUAACUUGACACCAGAUGCUGGGGACACACAUUCUGCCUUGGAUUCCUAGAUUACAACUGCCUUAAAAAACAGAAGCACAAUUGGAGGUGGGAUGAUGAGACUUUGAAACCAUCUCAUGCCAGUGCCUUAUUACCUAAGAAGAUUUUAAAGGACCUCAUUCAUAAUUUGCUCACUUGGUAAUGACGUGAGUAGUUGUUGGUCUGUAGCCGAGUUUGGGUGUCUGUAGUAUAAAGUCUGGUGACUACAGAAACAUAACCUUGAAGCUCUCCUCCCCCAAAAACCCCACCGAAAUUAGUUUUAGCUAUAGAUCAAGCUAUUUGGGGUGUUAGUAAAUAGGGAAAAUAAUCUCAAAGGAGUUAAACAUAUUCUUGGCUAAAGUAUCAGCUGGUUCAGUACUGUCUAUCAAAGGUAGAUUUUACAGACAACAGAAAUUGGGAAAAUGGAGGGAACACCUCUGUUCACUUUCAUUCCCAGGAAGUUUAAUUUCAUAUAGGACCCACAGCCAGGGCUCCAUGGGGCACGUUCGUCUCAGUCAUUGCUGUUGUUGUAUGUUCGGGCUAGACUUUGCUGGUGUGAAAAUAUACUUAUUUCAGCCAAAACAAACCAUACCAUUUCUACACCUCAACCCUCCAUUUGCUGUACUCUUUGCUAGUACCACAUGUAGACUGAUUACACUGAGGUAAGGCUGCAAGGGGUGUGUAACCACGUAACACGUGAAGGCAACGCUGCACCUGUCAUUGGAAUUACUGAGAUGGUUCUUUGACUUGCACGUUAACUUCUGGACUGCCGACUCUUAAAAGCAGAAGCGGUUCUCUGCUUUUUUUACUAUCCCGCAUGCCACACCACAGGGUCAGAACCAACAAAGGAAAUAAAAUGAGGAAGGGUGCCCAGCCUAGAAGAAUGGCGUUAGAGGGAUGAGUGUGCUGUUUAUGAACUGAAAUCAUGAUUUCCCUUGUAGAAAGUGAGGCUCAGAUUAAAUUUUAGAAUAUUUUCUAAAUGUCUUUUUCACAAUCAUGUACCGGGAAGGCAAUUUCAUACUAAACUGAUUAAAUAAUACAUUUAUAAUCUACAACUGUUUGCACUUACAGCUUUUUUUGUAAAUAUAAACUAUAAUUUAUUGUCUAUUUUGUAACUGUUUUGCUGUAACAUUGAAGGAAAGACCAGACUUUUUAAAAAAGAGUUUAUUUAGAAAGUAUCAUGGUGUAAACAAACAAAUUGUACCACUUUGAUUUUCCUGGAAUACAAGACUUAAGAUGCAAAGCUGAAGCCACUCUUGACAGUUGUGCUUCUCUAGGAGGUUGGGGUUUUUUGUUUUUGUUUUUUUUAAAGAAAUUAUCUGUGAAUCACACGUGAUUAAUAAAGAUUUCCUUUAAGGCA